AUAGAGCGAACUGUGUUCUGUUUUUGCUGGCAGCGACGUACAACUCACUAAUGGCAGAUUCAAAUCCCAAUAAAAGAAGAAGACGAUUAUUUCCUCAGAAAUUGCUUGUCAUAGGUUCUAAAGUUGAGGUUAGAAGUCUCCAAGGUGGACUUCAAGGAUCCUGGCAUCCUGGUGAAAUCAUUUCUAGUGAUAUCGGAUCCCACCACGUGAAAUAUUCUAAUAUUCUUGCAAGUGAAACCAUAGAAGUUUGUUCAACCGAUAAAAGCGCUACCACACAUAAGCGAGGAAGGAUAAGACCAAGCCCUUCAUUUUUUGAACUGGAAGAACAAGAUCAGCAUUAUGGUGUUUGUGUUGAUUGUUACUACAAUGAGGCUUGGUGGGAAGGUGUGGUUUUUGACUAUGAACAUGGUUCAAGUGAAAGGUGUAUAUUCUUUCCUGAUUCAGGGAAUACAUUGAUGAGCAAUGUUAAGAACCUAAGGUUAACCCAUGAUUGGGACAAGGAUACAGGAGAGUGGACUCCUCGAGGGAAUUGGUAUUUUCUACAGAUCAUGGAGGAGUACAAGAGGGAUCAUAAGUUUAUACCCAUCUCUGUAAAGCAAAUAUGGUAUGAUAUGAAUGGAAAAAAAGGAUUCAGUGAGAUUGGGGAAUGGCCAUUUCCUGUCCAGUCUUUGUGCCGUAAGCUGGUAGAACAGGUUAUGAAUGAAAGUAUGAGACUAACCGUAGAUGCAUUAAUGAUGUAUGAAGAUUUCUUAAUAGAGAAUGCAAAUAGUCUUGCAGUGGUCGGAGAAAUGUGCGAGAAUAAUGAGUUGACAGUAACUGAUUUGGUGGAUUCUCGAUCCACGAAUAAUCAAGUAGCGCCUACACAACCAGAUUUUCCAUCAAUGAUAUGUUCAGAUCCGAAAGAGUUUGAUUCGAGCAAACUACCUGAAAGUGAGCUUGUGUUUAGUAAUAAUUUUAGAUUGAAUCAGAAAAAACAGGAGAGACAAAGUAAUAAAAGCUUCCAGAUUGUUCAAAGUGAAUUGAGUCUCAAACCCGAGCUUUGCCAAAAAGCUAUUUAUGAUUAUCUUCAGGCAGAAAGGGUGACGAGUAAUUUGACUAACAGCUUCAGGCAUCAUCUCCUUGCUUUGGGAUAUGUAAUCGAGAAAUGUGAUAAGAAUAACAGUAUUCGUUAUAAGUCUCCAAGUGGAAGAACAUUUUACAAUCUACGUCAGUGUGCGAAAUUUGAGAAGAAAUCAAUAGAGAAUUCUUUGUUAGCAGAUCAAGACAUCUGGACUAGAAAUGCACAACCAGUUAAGGUGGAAAAAACCGAUGCAACGCGUAAUACUAAAACAAAGAGAAAAUGGGUAGAGAACUGCUCUCCUGAAGAUGUCGAGGAUGGCAUGAUUUCUUCAUAUACUAAUCCAGAAGAACCCAAAAAACUAAAGGUGGCAAACAUCAGUGAAGUUUCUGAUGAAACAAUAGAGACAAAUGUUGUGAACUUGGGUGUUGAAUCAAAAUAUUGCCCUGAAGCAAUAUCUCAGUAUGUGAAUUCAAGUAAAGAUGAAAACACGAAGAGCCCGAGUGAAUUGCAGGAUGAAGCUAGGGGGCAUUUGUUGGCUACUGGAUGGAAAUUAUGGGCAAAAAUAAGGAAAGGAGUGCAUGAAUGGCGCUAUGGUUCCCCUAUGACUAAAAAGACAUAUUAUUCACUGAAGUCAGUUUGUAAGGCUAUUGUAGAAGGUGUGGAGAUGUAUGGUCAGGAGCUCUCAGGCAGUGAAAUUUCGUGUUCUAGAGAUGAUCUGAAUGGGUUUUUCUUACCAAGAAGAUGCUCUAAUAAACCCUCUCGGACUCUUUGGAACUUUAAAUUCGCGAAGCGCCAAAAGAACUUAAAGGGUAAUGUAGAUUCUCUACCUUCGCCGGUUAAUGAACAGGAACAAGGAGACGGAGAUAAUGGGUUGACAAAGUGUCAUUCUAAGCGAAGGGAGAGUAAAGUAAGUAUCAGUUCUCGAGUGCUGCGAUCUAGUAAAAGAACUCAGGCAGCUCCCGCGUGUACAUCUCAGGCCCCUCGCACUGUACUUUCAUGGCUGAUUGACAAAAAUGCGGUGUUGGCGAGGGAAAAAGUGCUAUACUACAGGCAUGGGGAAGAUAAGCCUGCAGCUGAAGGACGAAUUACUGGUUCCGGGAUAAUUUGCAGUUGUUGCACCAAUAUUUACACUCUAAGUGGCUUCACAGCUCAUGCUGGUUGCAAUUCUCAUCAACCAGCUACAAACCUAUAUUUUUGUCGAGAUAGGAAAUUUUUGUUUCAGCGUCAGUUGGAUUUGAUGCGAGAAAAAGUCCGGAACUUCACUAGAAAACCACUGGAAAGAGCUUGUAUGAAAAGGCACAAAACCUGGAAUGAUGUAUGUUCAGUUUGCUGUGAUGGAGGUGAAUUAAUUCUUUGUGAUCGAUGUCCAUCGGCGUUCCAUGAAAAAUGCCUUAAAUUGCAGAUGAUGUUUGCUUCCAAGUUUCAAUCAGAAACAACCUCUUUGCUAUCACUAACAUGGAACAUUCCUGAAGGUGAUUGGUUCUGUCCUUCAUGUCGUUGUGGAAUUUGCAGUGAAAGCUAUUCUGAUAACACAAAAUAUUCCACCGAGAAAAACAUCCUAUCUUGUCAUCAAUGCGAGCGACAAUGUAGGUUUUUCUACUGUAAUUCGUGUAUGUACUUGAAAUCUAUGGGUUCUAAUAUGUUUAGUGUACACCGUGCAGAUCAUGCUCAUUGCGUAAGAAAUAGAAAUAUGGUUGAGCCUGAUGCUGAUCCCACCGAAAAUUGGUUUUGCUGUAAAAUGUGUGAAAAGGUGCAUUGGGGUCUCCAACAGAUUCUCGGUAAACCCUUUCUUGUUGGUCAAAAUGGCUUAACAUGGACAUUGGUCAAGCCCAUGGACUAUCUGGUGGAUGAUAACGAUGAUUGCGAUGUUGUUGCCAUGGUGGAAAAUUUCAGCAAACUUAAUGUUGCACUUGAAGUGAUGCAUGAAUGUUUUGAGCCUGUGAAAGAUCCUCAAACCAAGCGAGAUCUUGUAGAAGAUGUUAUUUUCUGCAGGGGACUUAACUACAAAGGAUUCUAUACAGUACUUCUUGAAAGAGAUGACGAGUUGAUUACUGUCGCCAUUUUAAGGGUCUAUGGCGAUAAGGUGGCUGAAGUUCCACUUGUUGCUACUCGGUUUAAGCAUCGGCGUCUUGGAAUGUGUCGCCUAGUUAUGCAAGAGAUUGAAAAGAAUUUGAUCAACCUAGGCGUAAAGAGUCUGGUUCUUCCUGCUGCUGCAAGUGCGUUGAACACUUGGACUACUGCGUUUGGAUUUACGCCAAUUACUAAGUCUGAAAGAUCUGAAUUCCUGAGUUACAACUUCUUGGACUUUCACGAUGCCGUCAUUUGCCAAAAAUCUUUGAGGAAGGUUGUUUCACCUCUUCCGCAAUUGCCUAGCAAUGCAGUUGGCCGUGCAGCUGCUCAAUGGAACAUAAAAAAGAAACGUAUUACUCCCGAGUCUGAAGGGGGUAGUGAUAUAUAUGAAUCUUACCAAGACGACCUACUCGAAGGCAGUGAAACUAAGGACGACUAACAGGACGAGUAUCUAACACCAGCUGCACUUAAAGGGGUUAAAUAAGCUCGCGAUCUGUCUACAUUCACCUUUAUAUGACAAUCAAAGAGCAACACCGGAUACACAUAAAGACAUGCCUUUGAUGAUCGAACAAAACUUGUGAACGAGCUCAACUCAAAGGUGAAUGAUCCGACUAAAAUUAUACGAAAGAAUGAAGGACGCGAAGCCAAGACUUGAAGCUUUCAUUGCCUUAAAAUGGAAGUAUAUUUGUAUGUACUGGUUUUCUCCUCUAACAAAUAUGGAAGCUGUUUAACCAUGAUCAGAGUGCAGCAAAUUUUGAGUAUAAAAUUGGGAUUAUUGGUGAGGGUAGUAUAACAUUUAUAUAUUAAGUAUGUCAGUUUAGGAAAUAG
Amaranthus tricolor (Joseph's coat) is the source of this 3958-nucleotide messenger RNA. RefSeq lists its product as uncharacterized. Gene Ontology annotation, molecular function: acyltransferase activity, transferring groups other than amino-acyl groups; transcription corepressor activity. Gene Ontology annotation, biological process: negative regulation of DNA-templated transcription. The transcript is spliced from 11 exons. The record is from RefSeq and is a predicted model, not a curated record. NCBI's taxonomy places the organism in Eukaryota, Viridiplantae, Streptophyta, Magnoliopsida, Caryophyllales, Amaranthaceae. Bases 51 to 3569 code for a protein of 1172 amino acids.